Messenger RNA from Bemisia tabaci, 2222 nucleotides. Its product is annotated as facilitated trehalose transporter Tret1. The record is from RefSeq and is a predicted model, not a curated record. Gene Ontology annotation, molecular function: transmembrane transporter activity. Gene Ontology annotation, biological process: transmembrane transport. Lineage: Eukaryota; Metazoa; Arthropoda; Insecta; Hemiptera; Aleyrodidae. Gene Ontology annotation, cellular component: membrane.
GAAGAAGAGAGGGAAAAAAGGGGGAAUUCACGGGUCGAAGCAUUCUCCCGAAAGUCAAAAAGUUCGUAUUUGGAUCGGAAGACGAAUGCUCCAGGAUGCUAGCCAAUACCUUAAUUGGGAACAAAUAAUGUGAGACUUAGGAACACAAAACUGUUACCUACAUGCUUCUUUCUCCUGGAAAUAAUGAAAACUGCUAAAUAACACUUAAUGACACCAUCUGUUGAGCUUAGCCGCUCAUUAAAGGUACGCUUAAUGAACAUGGAUAACAACGGAGCUUCAAAGUCAAGUACCUCCUAUCUACUUAUCGUUCAACAACUUUAGCUGCCCAUGUUGAAGACCCGAAAAUUUAGUAUUAUUCCUGUUCGUUGCACUCGGUUGAACAUAAAUAAAAGUCAGGAUGACAGUGAUCGCGGCGACCCCUUGGAUUGUGCAAAAACAGGGCUCACCAGUAAGGAAAGAGAUGAUGGGGGAAAAGUAUUUCCUCUUAUUGCAAAAACGCAUAUUCAUGACUGCAUACCUCUGAUUUUUAUCAACGCUUUUGAGAGGCUGAAAAUAAGAGUGCUCUUGCUUCUUGAUCUUCGAUAACCGCGAAUAAAUCUUCGUGGGAGGCAAUUUUCGCUUUCUUUUUUGCCGGACGAGCUGUGCGAAGUGGUCGUUGGAGGUGCCCGGAGGAGGAAGUUUCAGGCACUCAUGGAAACACAACUCCCUCCAACAGGAUGCUGCAAACCGUUUGUAGCAGUGGCAUGUUUGUUUCCGCUCCAAAUAUUGGUGGGGGCAAUAUUUGGCCAAUCCGCAGGAAUGCUCCCGCAGCUGCUCGAAGGAGACAGUUGGAUACGCAUUGACAGAGAAGAGGCAACUUGGAUUGCAAGUUUACCGACGAUUGGAACAUGCGUAGCAGCGACUGUCAGCGGGUCCUUGUCGGAUACCCAUGGCCGUAUACGUGUAACUCAAGUGGCUUAUUUUUUCAUCGGCAUGGGAUUCGCUGUCAUGGCGACAGCGAACAAUUUUACAAUGCUUGCUCUGGGUCGAUUUAUGGGAGGACUUGGAAUAGGUUGCUAUUUCCCAGCCCUGCUGUACGUCUCAGAGAUAGCCCCAGUGGCCCACCGCAGCAUACUCCUGGCACUCAACGGCCUGAUGGCAUCGGCAGGUCUCGUCUACAUCUACAUCCUAGGCGGCUAUUACCCAUGGCCCAUAGCCGCCACCGCUUCCUGUCUCCUGGCCAUCCUCGGCCUCCUCCUCACCCUCUUCCUCUACGACUCCCCGGUCUGGCUAGUCCGACACGAUCGUCUAGAAACCGCCCGUAAGAGCCUCUACCGCAUCGAAAAUCCCGCCAACGUCGAAGCCACGUUGAAACAGCUCCAAGAGACCGCCUCCAGCCAGCCCAAAUGCGAUUUCACUCUGAAGGUAUUCGUGGAGCCGAUCGUUUGGAAGCCGUUCUUGAUCAUUCUCGCACUGUCCGUCUUACAGAACCUAGCGGGUUUCUAUAUCAUAAUCGCGUACACGGUGCAAUUCAUGAGGGAGUUCCACUCCACGUUCGACCCACUCCAAGUUACAGUCGCCAUAGGGGUGUUUAGACUGAUGGCCAUAGCGCUAUCUGCCGUUUUGUUCAGGUACUUCGGACGGAAAACUAUAGGCGCUGUCUCCGGGUUCGGAGCCGCGACCUGCCUCUUGGCUACGUACGCGCACUGGAAGUUCAGUGCGACGGUGGCGCCCCUGGCGGAGAACCAGUGGAUCCCGAUUAUGCUCUUCCUGGCCUACGUGUUCUUCAUGUCGAUGGGGAUAUUCCCUCUACCGUGGACGAUCCCGUACGAGGUGUAUCCUAUUAAAGUUCGUGGGAUGAUGUGUGGGGUGAGUUUCUGCUCCAUGUAUGUGAUCAUGUUCGUGGCGGUGAAGAUGUACAACAUCCUCAUGGAUAAUCUGCGCCUGGAGGGCACGAUACUGCUGUUCGCGGCGGGGUCUUUGUUGUUCGGUGUUUUUUCGGUGACGAUUCUGAUCGAGACGCAUCGAAAAACGCUCGAUGAGAUUGAACAGUAUUUUGCUGGUGGCAGAGGGAAAGGGAAGUGAGAUAACUGACAACAGCAGCAAGCCGAUUAUUGAAAUUGAUAGACAAAGCGAUCGUCAAAUGGGAAAUUGAGCAAUCCUAUAGGUGGAAACGGGAGGUUGCAAUGAACAAAGGAUUUAAGUAAUAGACUAACUAACGGCAACCCACGAGAGACCCGAUA